Mercenaria mercenaria is the source of this 1122-nucleotide messenger RNA. Its product is annotated as cell division cycle 5-like protein. The record is from RefSeq and is a predicted model, not a curated record. Gene Ontology annotation, cellular component: Prp19 complex; spliceosomal complex. Gene Ontology annotation, molecular function: DNA-binding transcription factor activity, RNA polymerase II-specific; RNA polymerase II transcription regulatory region sequence-specific DNA binding. Gene Ontology annotation, biological process: regulation of transcription by RNA polymerase II; mRNA splicing, via spliceosome. The transcript has 7 exons. Lineage: Eukaryota; Metazoa; Mollusca; Bivalvia; Venerida; Veneridae. Bases 1 to 1107 code for a protein of 368 amino acids.
AUGGUCCUCUUGUUUUGCAGUUUCCAGGAGCCAAUUAAGAAAAGGAGUAAACUUGUAUUACCAUCACCCCAGAUCUCAGAGGCUGAAUUGGAAGAGGUGGUGAAGGUAGGAUACGCCAGUGAGAAUGCUCGAGCCCAAGCUGAGGAGUCUGGCAUGCAGAAUGGAGCUACACAGAGUUUGUUACAGGACUACUCAGUCACACCAGGUAGCUCUGUACUGAGAACACCAAGAACACCUGCCCUCGCUUCUGAUGUUCUUAUGCAGGAAGCCCAGAACAUAAUGGCUCUUACAAAUGUUGACACACCUCUGAAGGGAGGCCUCAAUACACCCCUGCAUAACUCUGACUUCAGCGGGGCUACACCCCAGCAGAGGAACAUCCAGACCCCCAACACCGUGCUCGGAACACCUUUCAGAACGCCAGGACCUGGGGAAGAGGGAGGUAUGACACCACAUGGAAUGACCCCUAUGAUCACACAGAAUGGGCAACCUGGUGUCACGCCCAUGAGAACACCUAUGAGAGAUAAACUUAACAUUAAUCAGGGGGAUGACUUUGAAUCAGGAACUUUUGAACAGCAAGACCCAAGAGAUCAGUUGAGGCGAGGGUUAGCUGGACUACCACAGCCGAAAAACGAUUUUGAGAUUCUGGUUCCCGAGGACAUGAAUGAGGACCUAGAUGAAGCUGGAGACCAGCAUCAGUAUAUUGAGGACCAGGCAGAACUUGAUGCAAGAUCUGAAGCAGAUAAAAGGGCAAGAAUGGAGAAAGAAUUGAAGUUACAGUCUCACUCUGUACAGAGAGACCUUCCACGACCAUAUGAUGUCAAUGAAAAUAUUUUGAGAGAUGUAGGACCCGGAGACCCUCUCUUAACUGACCUACAGAAGGCCGAAGAGCUGGUGAAGCGUGAAAUGUUGAUCAUGUUGCAUCACGAUGCAGCCUACAAUGCCACAGAAGCUCAGCUAGGGAUCACGCCGGGCUCCAAGAAGAACCAGCCCAGCCAGAAGAGUGUAGCUAAUCAGGCCGCACAUAUUGCUUUCCUUAAAGAGCACCCACUACAGAAAGUUUCAGAGGAGGAGAUUGAACAGGUAAAUAACAAGACUGAUAGAUUAUAAGAAGUAGUCAUUAAU